UCUCCAUUUUGGGGUUUCAAAAGCAGAUUAUUUUUCUUUUGGAGGUUCAAUUUUCAGGUGGUUUGCGAGUUACUGGUAUACAAAAUGGCUGCUUGUUCACCUCCGUCAAAGCGAAGGCGAAAGAAUCACGGCGAAUAUACAAAUGAAGAGUCAUCAUCGCAGCCGCCGGUGGUUGUCUUUGCUCACGGCGCCGGUGCCCCUUCUUCCUCCGAUUGGAUGAUUAGAUGGAAGGACAUGUUGAAAAAUGCUUUGCAGGCUAUUGAAGUCGUCACAUUUGACUAUCCUUAUAUUUCUGGAGGAAAAAAGAGGGCUCCCCCUAAAGCAGAGAAAUUGGUGGAUUUUCACAAAGAUAUUGUGAAAAAGGCUGCUGCUAAGUACCCUGAACAUCCACUGAUUUUGGUUGGGAAAUCCAUGGGCUCUAGAGUUAGCUGCAUGGUAGCUGCUGAGGUUGACAUUGCAGCAUCAGCAGUAAUUUGCUUGGGAUACCCACUUAAGGCCAUGAAUGGAGCUGUGAGGGAUGAGACAUUGUUGCAACUUGAAGUACCUAUAUUGUUUGUACAGGGUAGCAAAGAUGGGCUUUGUCCUCUUGACAAGUUGGAGGCUGUUUGCAAGAAGAUGAAAUCGAUCAAUGAGUUGCAUGUGAUUGAUGGUGGUGAUCAUUCUUUCAAAAUUGCUAAAAAGCAUCUUCAAACAAAGGGGUUAAGCCAAGAUGAAGCUGAAGAUCUUGCCGUUCAGGCUGUUGUAUCAUUUGUCUCCAGGUGUCUCAGAGGAAAAUGAUAAUUUAAUUUAGUUCCAGUUCUCUCAUAUCAGAAUGGACAAACUAUUUUGUAUGGUUUUGUAAUUUCAUUAGGUUUAACACAGGUGUGACAUUCACUUCAGCAUUGACAUUAUUGUUGGAUUGUCUGCCGACUUCUGCCUUGUAAAGUUGCUCUUUAUUCGUAUGCCUAGGAAGUGAAAUUAGUAGUGGGUAGGGCUGUUUUUGAUAUGAUUACUUCACAAAUAUUGCUUCAUCUAAGUUCACAAAUAGUUGUUGUCUUGGUAUCCAAGAUUUUAUGAGA
Hevea brasiliensis (rubber tree) is the source of this 1058-nucleotide messenger RNA. RefSeq lists its product as uncharacterized. The transcript has 6 exons. Lineage: Eukaryota; Viridiplantae; Streptophyta; Magnoliopsida; Malpighiales; Euphorbiaceae. The record is from RefSeq and is a predicted model, not a curated record. The coding region runs from base 85 to 777 and encodes 230 amino acids.